Messenger RNA from Maudiozyma barnettii, 3531 nucleotides. RefSeq names its product New1p (gene NEW1). The transcript has a single exon. Gene Ontology annotation, molecular function: ATP hydrolysis activity; ATP binding. Lineage: Eukaryota; Fungi; Ascomycota; Saccharomycetes; Saccharomycetales; Saccharomycetaceae. Bases 1 to 3531 code for a protein of 1176 amino acids. The record is from RefSeq and is a predicted model, not a curated record.
AUGCCUCCAAAGAAAUUUCAAGCUCUGGACGAUUUCAUCGAUAAGCAACCAGCUGAUCCAAGUAUGGUUAAAUCACCAUUCGGUGGUUAUUUCAAGAAGAAUAACAACAAUUAUCAACAACAACGUAAUUUGAACCAAGGUAGCAACUACCAAAACUAUAACCAAGGUAGCAACUAUCAAAAUUAUAACCAAGGCAGUAACUAUCAAAACUAUAAACAAAAUAGUUAUGUCCCAGCUACUACCACUCCAAAUACUAGUAGUACACCAACCCCAUCUGCCUCUAGUGCAUCUUUGACAUCAUUGAACACUUCAAUCUCUAAUUUGAAUUUGAACGUGACCCCAGUUACCAACUAUUUGUUAAAGAUGACUGAAGCUUCCAACAUUACUGAAUGUAAAACAUUAAUUAAAUCCAUUGUCGAAGAAUUCAACGGUGAGUUCUCAUCUAUGAAGAACGUCGAAGAUUGGGGUAUCCAUGAUGUCAUCAACAAAUUGAUUAAAGCAAAGAAUCCAGCUUUAAUUAAAGAAUCGGCAUACUUACUUAUUUCUAAUCUAGCUCAAAACUGUGUUAACAAAUCUCCUCAAGAGGCUUACUUGUUACCAUUUUUCAACUUGGCUCUAGAUGGUACUGCUGAAAAGGAUAACACUGUGAAGCGUGCUGCUCAACAUGCUAUCGAUGCAUUAUUGAACACCUUCCCAAUCGAAUCUUUGUCUACAAAUGUUCUUCCAGUCAUCCUAGAAUACCUAUCUUCCGGUGCCAAAUGGCAAUCUAAAAUCGCUGCUUUAGCUAUCGUCGAUAGAAUCAGAGAAGACUCUCCAAACGAUUUAUUAGAAUUAACAUUCAGACAAACUGUACCAAUUCUUACUGAUGUCUCCACUGAUUUCAAACCAGAACUUGCUAAACAAGGUCACCAAACAUUAUUGGACUUCGUCUCCAUCCUUGACAACUUGGAUCUUUCACCACGUUUUAAAUUAAUUGUUGACACCUUACAGAAUCCUCAAAAGGUUCCAGAAUCUGUCAAAGCCUUAUCUAGUGUCACUUUCGUUGCCGAAGUUACUGAACCUUCUUUGUCGUUAUUAGUUCCAAUUUUAAACAGAUCCCUAAAUCUGUCAUCUUCAUCCCAAGAACAAUUAAGACAAACUGUUAUUGUCAUCGAAAAUUUGACUAGAUUGGUUAACAACAGAAUUGAAAUUGAAAGCUUCGUCCCAUUAUUAUUACCUGGUAUCGAAAAAGUUGUCAAUACUGCUUCUUUACCAGAAGUUAGAGAAUUAGCUGAAAAAGCUUUAGUAGUUUUAAAGGGUGACGAAGGCGAAACUUCUGGUCAAUCUAGCAGUGGUCCUAUUAGACUAACAAAGGAAGAUGCUAAGAAGUUCCUAUUGGACAAUUUGGCAAAAGUAUCUGCUGAAGGGGACUUCCUAUUGAAACCAUUCCUAGAUGAUAUCAAAAACAAUAACGAAAUCGUUAUCACUGAAUACUUAACCAAUUUCAUCACAGGUGUUGCUAAUGUUAAUGAUUGGAAAAGACUGGAAGAGUACUUUAACUCUAUCCUUGGUGAUAAUAAUAAGGAUGUUGUUUCUAACGAUUUCAUUGCUGCUAUCAGAGGUAUUUUCCACCAAGAAAAGGUCAAAUACGAUGAAAAUGAGGGUAUUGAAAUUGUCAACACUGAUUUCUCUUUAGCUUACGGUUCACGUAUGUUAUUAAACAAGACCAACCUACGUCUAUUGAAGGGUCACAGAUACGGUCUUUGUGGUAGAAAUGGUGCUGGUAAAUCCACAUUGAUGAGAGCUAUUGCAAAUGGUCAAUUAGAUGGUUUCCCAGAUAAGGAUACUCUACGUACUUGUUUUGUUGAACAUAAACUUCAAGGUGAAGAAGGUGACCUAGAUUUGGUUUCUUUCAUUGCUUUAGAUGAUGAGUUGCAAAGCACUUCUCGUGAUGAAAUUGCUGCCGCUUUAGAAUCUGUUGGUUUUGACGAUGAAAGGAGAGCUCAAACUGUGGGUUCUUUAUCUGGUGGUUGGAAGAUGAAAUUAGAAUUGGCCAGAGCUAUGCUGCAAAAGGCUGAUAUCUUACUAUUAGAUGAACCUACCAAUCAUUUGGAUGUGUCUAACGUUAAAUGGCUUGAAGAAUAUUUAUUGGAACACACUGACAUCACAUCUUUAAUUGUUUCUCAUGACUCAGGAUUUUUAGAUACCGUAUGUACCGACAUUAUUCAUUACGAAAACAAAAAAUUGGCUUAUUAUAAGGGUAACUUGGCUGCAUUUGUUGAACAAAAGCCCGAAGCUAAGGCUUACUAUACCUUGACUGACUCGAAUGCUCAAAUGCACUUCCCACCACCUGGUAUCUUGACUGGUAUCAAAUCCAGAACAAAGGCUGUUGCAAAAUUGACAGAUGUCACCUUCACAUACGCUGGUGGUAACAAACCAUCCUUGGCUAAUGUCUCAUGUGCUCUAUCUUUGUCCUCUCGUGUUGCUGUUCUAGGUCCAAAUGGUGCUGGUAAAUCUACUUUAAUUAAGCUUUUGACAGGUGAAUUAGUUCCUCAAGAAGGUAAGGUUGAAAAACAUCCAAACUUACGUAUCGGUUACAUUGCUCAACACGCUUUGCAACACGUUAACGAACAUAAGGAAAAAACUGCUAACCAAUACUUACAAUGGCGUUAUCAAUUCGGUGAUGAUCGUGAAGUUUUGCUAAAGGAAUCUAGAAAGAUUUCCGAAGAAGAAAAAGAAAUGAUGACCAAGGAGAUCGAUGUUGAUGAUGGUAGAGGUGCUAGAACCAUUGAAGCUAUUGUUGGUAGACAAAAAUUAAAGAAGUCCUUCCAAUAUGAAGUUAAAUGGAAAUGGUGGAAACCAAAAUAUAAUUCUUGGGUUCCAAGAGAUCUUUUGAUCAGCCAUGGUUUCGAGAAGUUGGUUCAAAAGUUUGAUGAUCAUGAAGCUUCUAGAGAAGGUUUAGGUUAUCGUCAAUUGAUCCCAUCUGUUAUCACUAAACAUUUCGAAGAUGUUGGUCUAGAUUCUGAAAUUGCUAACCACACUCCAUUAGGUUCCUUAUCGGGUGGUCAAUUAGUUAAGGUUGUUAUCGCCGGUGCCAUGUGGAACAAUCCGCAUUUGUUGGUUCUGGAUGAACCUACUAACUAUCUAGAUAGAGAUUCUUUAGGUGCCUUAGCUGUUGCUAUUCGUGAUUGGACUGGUGGUGUUGUCAUGAUUUCACAUAACAACGAGUUCGUUGGUGCUUUAUGUCCAGAACAAUGGAUUGUUGAGAAUGGUACUAUGGUUCAAAAGGGUAUUAACCAAAUUGAUCAAAGUAGAUUUGAAGAUGGUGGUAAUUCUAAUGCUGUUGGUGUCAAGUCCGACCAAAUGAUUACUCCAUCCGUUGAUGAUGACGAUUCUCCUGCCAAUAUCAAGGUUAGACAAAGAAAGAAGAAAAUGACUAGAAACGAAAAGAAGUUACAAGCAGAACGUCGUCGUCUACGUUACAUCGAAUGGCUGUCUUCUCCAAAGGGUACUCCAAAACCAGUUGAUACUGAUGACGAAGAUGAGGAUUAA